AAUAGAGAGAAAGUCACCAGUCACGACGGCGUUAUAGGAUCACUUUCACCGAGUUUUUAAUUUUCAUCAUCCCGGCGACGAGACUGUGACUCCAAACCCUAAAAAAUCAAAAUUGCAUUUUUUUUCGAUUUUGAUUUUGUGGGGAUUUUGGAAUUUUCCCCGCACUAAGUCCUCUCGUUAACCCCACUAAUAGUUUCUCUCUCUCUCUACGCACAGUGCAUUCUGUCGCCUUCAAUCGCGACUUUUUGUCACACUUGCCUCUUUUCUCCGAUUUUUCUAUAAAUUUAGGGUUUUGUUUGCUUUCGCCGACAUGAAUCAGCAACACCCAGAAGAAGUUUCUUUGGGUGGAGGAAACAUUGAAGCUCCAGCUACAGUGGAGGAGGAAAAAGAGCAAGUACAGCAUAAGCAGGAAGAGACUGAGUCUACGGAUCCAAUUGUCGUCGUCGCCGAGGAGAAAUCAGCAGACGGAGAGAAAGAAGACGAUAAUACUAGUACUAGUAACAUGGAGAUUGAUCCUGUGAGUCCGGCUACAGUUUUCUGUGUUAAGCUUAAGCAGCCCAAUUCCGAUUUGCUUCAUAAGAUGAGUGUUCCUGAAUUGUGCCGUAACUUCAGUGCUGUUGCGUGGUGUGGUAAAUUGAAUGCUAUUGCUUGUGCUUCUGAGACCUGUGCCAGGAUUCCAAGCUCCAAGGCAAAUACACCUUUUUGGAUACCAAUACAUAUCUUGAUACCUGAGCGCCCAACUGAGUGUGCGGUGUUUAAUGUUGUGGCAGACUCUCCUCGUGAUUCUGUCCAAUUUAUCGAAUGGUCUCCCAUUUCUUGUCCUCGGGCGUUACUCAUUGCUAAUUUUCAUGGACGGAUAACUAUCUGGACGCAGCCUACUCAGGGUUCGGCUAAUCUAGUGCACGAUGCUACCUCCUGGCAGUGUGAGCAUGAAUGGCGUCAGGACAUUGCUGUUGUUACAAAGUGGCUGGCGGGGGCUUCUCCAUAUAGGUGGUUGUCCUCCAAGCCAAGUUCUGGUACGAAUGCAAAGUCAACUUUCGAGGAGAAAUUUCUCUCACAGAGCUCUGAAAGCUCAGCUCGGUGGCCCAACUUUUUAUGUGUGUGCUCUGUUUUCUCAUCCGGCUCUGUUCAACUUCAUUGGUCUCAGUGGCCUUCUAACCAGGGAUGCACUGCACCAAAGUGGUUUAGUACAAAGAAAGGUCUUUUAGGUGCAGGGCCCAGUGGAAUUAUGGCUGCUGAUGCUAUUAUAACGGACAGUGGUGCCAUGCAUGUAGCAGGAGUUCCUAUUGUAAACCCUUCAACAAUUGUAGUAUGGGAGGUGACCCCUGGCCCUGGAAAUGGACUCCAGGCGACUCCAAAAAUCUCUACAGGCAGUCGUGUGCCACCAUCCCUUAGUUCUUCUUCUUGGACAGGCUUUGCUCCUUUAGCUGCUUACUUGUUCAGCUGGCAAGAGUACUUGAUAUCCGAGAUAAAGCAAGGGAAGAAGCCCACAGAUCAAGAUUCCAGUGAUGCUAUAUCGCUAAGUUGCUCGCCGGUUUCCAAUUUUUCUGCUUAUGUAAGUCCAGAGGCUGCAGCUCAGUCUGCAGCAACCACAACAUGGGGAUCUGGUGUUACUGCUGUUGCUUUUGAUCCAACUCGUGGUGGUUCAGUGAUAGCAGUUGUUAUAGUUGAAGGGCAGUACAUGUCUCCGUAUGAUCCAGAUGAAGGUCCUUCAAUCACAGGCUGGAGAGUACAGCGCUGGGAAUCAAGUGUUCAACCUGUUGUACUGCAUCAGAUAUUUGGAAACCCAACUUCAAAUUUUGGUGGACAGGUCCCCACGCAAACUGUCUGGGUAUCCAGAGUGGAUAUGAGCAUACCGCCUACUAAAGAUUUUAAGAAUCAUCAAGUAGCUGCAGCAGGACCAAGUGUGGAUGCACCAAAGGAGCCUGAUUCUGGUGAUGAGAAGGCUAACAAGGUUGUUUUUGAUCCUUUUGAUUUGCCAAGUGAUAUUCGUACACUUGCACGGAUUGUCUAUUCUGCUCAUGGUGGUGAAAUUGCAAUUGCUUUUCUUCGUGGUGGAGUUCAUAUCUUUUCUGGUCCAACAUUUUCACCUGUUGAAAACUAUCAAAUAAAUGUUGGAUCUGCAAUUGCUGCACCCGCAUUUUCUCCAACAAGCUGUUGUUCGGCUUCUGUAUGGCAUGAUGCUGCUAAGGACUGCGCAAUGUUGAAAAUCAUCCGUGUUCUUCCUCCUGCUCUUCCACGUAACCAGUCAAAGGUUGAUCAAUCAACAUGGGAGCGGGCGAUUGUUGAGAGAUUCUGGUGGAGUCUUUUGGUUGGAGUUGAUUGGUGGGAUGCAGUUGGCUGCACACAGAGUGCUGCAGAGGAUGGGAUAGUUUCAUUGAACAGCGUGAUUGCUGUCAUGGAUGCUGAUUUUCACUCCCUUCCUUCAACACAGCACAGACAACAAUAUGGCCCUAACCUAGACAGGAUCAAAUGUCGGUUGCUUGAAGGGACCAAUGCUCAAGAGGUUCGUGCCAUGGUUUUAGAUAUGCAAGCAAGGUUGCUGUUGGACAUGCUCGGAAAAGGAAUUGAAUCAGCUCUUGUGAAUCCUUCGGCGUUGGUUUUUGAGCCAUGGCGAGUAGAUGGGGAGACAAUAACAGGCAUCAAUCCGGAGGCAAUGGCUGUUGAUCCUGCUCUUGUUUCCAGUAUUCAGGCUUAUGUGGAUGCUGUUCUUGAUCUUGCUUCACAUUUCAUCACACGUUUAAGGCGUUAUGCGAGUUUUUGUCGGACGCUUGCGAGCCAUGCUGCUUCUGCUGGAACGGGCAGUAAUCGCAACAUAGGUACCAGUCCCACACAAAAUGCAUCAUCUCCUGCAACACCUCAGGCAGGCCAACCUACUACUACUACUACAAACUUCAGUGGAAGCACACAAGCUUGGAUGCAGGGUGCCAUAGCGAAAAUUAGUAGCUCAAAUGAUGGAGUAUCCAACUCUACCGCAAACCCAAUCAGUGGUUCACCUACCUUCAUGCCAAUAAGCAUCAAUACAGGAACAUUUCCAGGAACACCUGCUGUUCGGCUCAUUGGGGACUGUCAUUUCCUUCAUAGGUUAUGUCAGCUGUUGCUUUUCUGUUUUCUCCAGCGGUCUUCACGAUUUCCCCAGCGAAAUGCUGAUGUUAGUUCACAAAAACUUCAAACGGGGGCUACCAGCAAAUUGGAAGAGGUCAACUCUGCUAAACCAACCCCUGCCUUGAACAGGAUAGAGGAAGCCCAGGGAUUCCGGGGUGCCCAGUUGGGUGCUGGAGUGAAAGGGAUUGACGAAAAUUCUGCUCGUACAACAAAGAUGGGUUCUGGGAAUGCCGGUCAAGGAUAUACUUAUGAGGAGGUGAGAGUUCUUUUCCAUAUACUAAUGGAUCUCUGCAAGCGAACAUCUGGUCUUGCGCAUCCCUUACCUGGCUCCCAGGUAGGUAGUGGAAACAUUCAAGUUCGACUGCAUUAUAUUGAUGGAAAUUACACUGUAUUGCCUGAGGUGGUAGAAGCGGCUCUUGGACCACAUAUGCAGAACAUGCCUCGCCCAAGAGGAGCUGAUGCUGCUGGUCUUCUACUUCGGGAGUUAGAGCUUCAUCCGCCUUCCGAAGAAUGGCAUAGAAGAAAUUUGUUUGGUGGUCCCGGGUCAGAGCCUGAGGAUAUGGUCCUGACAGACGAUGCUUCCAAGCUGAGUAACUCCGUAGAUCUGCCUGAUACAAGCUUUUCCGGAAUAUGUGAUGGAUACAACAGAGUCCAUAGAAUUUGGCCAAGAAAACGCAGGAUGUCUGAAAGAGAUGCAGCUUUUGGUUCAAAUACUUCUGUGGGUUUGGGUGCAUAUCUUGGAAUCAUGGGUUCUCGUAGGGAUGUUGUCACCGCGACAUGGAAAACUGGUCUUGACGGAGUUUGGUACAAGUGCAUAAGAUGCCUAAGGCAGACAUCUGCAUUUGCUUCACCGGGUGCCUCUAAGCAGCCAAAUCCGAAUGAACGAGAAACCUGGUGGACCAGCCGUUGGGUCUAUUGCUGCCCCAUGUGUGGUGGAACGUGGGUCCGUGUUGUAUAGGCGAACAAAUGAACUUCCCAUCUACUAUAUUGGUUUUGAUCGAACAACCAGAAAAUCAGUAAAUUUUGAGGAGCAAAGAGUGCAAACCAAACCAAUUGGCUUAGACAUCACAAAAUUCACCUAAUCCUUAUUCUCGGACCUGUAUGAUCUAACCACUGUCCAAUAUGUAAGUCUUGAAUGGAACCGGAAGCGAGAGGGUCUCUGCAAAGAUUCAAGACAGUGUGUGGUGAAACAGGUCUUGGUGUAUAGCGAUUUAUUAGACUUGGUUGGAGCCAUUAUGGUCUAUAGAGUUUGCUUUUUGUGGACUGUAAAACUCUUGAGGCUGCAACAUCAUUUUUUUAUGUAUUAAAGGGCUUUAACCUUUUAACUGAAGUGGAGUAGUAAAGAAUGUAGAGGAGGACAUGACGGUGAUGUAAUAGAGAUCAUGGUGAUGAUGUAGUAGAAUUCAUGAUGGCGGUAAUUUUAUGCAAGAUUGUGUUUGUCAUGAAAA
This is a messenger RNA of Arabidopsis lyrata subsp. lyrata, 4553 nucleotides long. Its product is annotated as mediator of RNA polymerase II transcription subunit 16. The record is from RefSeq and is a predicted model, not a curated record. The coding region runs from base 311 to 4063 and encodes 1250 amino acids. Lineage: Eukaryota; Viridiplantae; Streptophyta; Magnoliopsida; Brassicales; Brassicaceae. Gene Ontology annotation, biological process: regulation of DNA-templated transcription. Gene Ontology annotation, cellular component: mediator complex. The transcript is spliced from 16 exons.